This is a messenger RNA of Thunnus maccoyii (southern bluefin tuna), 904 nucleotides long. RefSeq names its product engrailed homeobox 2a (gene en2a). Gene Ontology annotation, molecular function: RNA polymerase II cis-regulatory region sequence-specific DNA binding; DNA-binding transcription factor activity, RNA polymerase II-specific. Lineage: Eukaryota; Metazoa; Chordata; Actinopteri; Scombriformes; Scombridae. Gene Ontology annotation, biological process: neuron differentiation; multicellular organism development; regulation of transcription by RNA polymerase II. Bases 64 to 870 code for a protein of 268 amino acids. The transcript has 2 exons. The record is from RefSeq and is a predicted model, not a curated record. Gene Ontology annotation, cellular component: nucleus.
UUUAUUGCAGCGGAGAGAGCGAUAAAGGGGUUAAAGAGAGUAAAGCGGGGAAAGUGAAUCAGUAUGGAAGAAAAUGAUCACGGCAACAGAGACGUGGUGGAGCGGCAGGAGUCGGCGGAUGGAUCAAACAGAGCUAUCCUUCCCCUCUUACAGGCGCCGGGGAACCUGCAGAUCCCUCACCGGGUCACCAAUUUCUUCAUCGACAACAUCCUGCGGCCGGAUUUCGGACGGAAAAAGGACGGGGGCGCAAACCGCGAAGAGAAUAGCCUGGCAUCGCGGGAGAGCCACAACAGCCCCGCCGCCCCUCAGACCGAGCCGGUGGGGAGCACGGUGCCGGCGGAGGGGACCUCCACUCCACACACGGUUACCGGGUCCAAGAAGCCAGCUAUAGCCGCCGAGGAGCCCCUGAAACCCCGCGGGGAGAACGGAGACCAGUGCCUAAGCUCAGACUCAGACAGUUCCCAAGCCAGCUCAACCCCAGCCACGUCUCAGUCCAUGCUGUGGCCAGCCUGGGUUUACUGCACCAGAUACUCGGACAGGCCUUCUUCAGGGCCGAGAUCUCGCAAACCAAAGAAGAAAACGACCAGCAAAGAGGACAAGCGACCACGGACGGCCUUCACAGCAGAGCAGCUGCAAAGACUAAAAUCGGAGUUUCAGACAAACCGGUAUCUGACCGAGCAGAGGCGGCAGAACCUGGCGCAGGAACUGGGCCUGAACGAGUCCCAGAUCAAGAUCUGGUUUCAGAACAAGAGGGCCAAAAUCAAGAAGUCCAGCGGCACUAAAAACAGUCUGGCCUUACACCUGAUGGCACAGGGACUGUACAAUCACGCCACCGUCACGUCGAAAGAUGAAAAAUCAGACAGCGAUUGAUUUCCAGAGAAGUAACAGCAGCCUCCUGACGAAA